This is a messenger RNA of Microthlaspi erraticum, 672 nucleotides long. Lineage: Eukaryota; Viridiplantae; Streptophyta; Magnoliopsida; Brassicales; Brassicaceae. The record is from the annotation of a GenBank genome assembly.
AUGAGCCAACUCAAUGGAUCUGCACGUCGGGAAGGAAGCCCCAUCACAGCACGCAGAAGACUUGUGGUGGACGAUGAGAUCAUCCAGAUCCCGGAUUGUGACCUCACCGCAGUCACAGAACAGUUCAAACAAACCCUAAUAGGGCGAACUUUCAAUCGUGAAGGCAGAAGUAUUGAUGCUUUAAUCAGCAUGCUCCCGAAACCCAAGAUCUGGGACGUGGAGGGAAGAGCUCACGGAAUAAACCUUGGCAAUGGUCGAUUCCAGUUUGAUUUCAAUCAUGUGGACGACAUGAACAAGGUUUUAGCUAAACGACCAUGGCACUUUAACCAGUGGAGCUUUGCGUUGGAACAAUGGGAGCCUUUCACUCGUGAAGAUUUCCCCAACACGAUGCUCUUCUGGAUCUCAAUGACCGGUGUACCGGUUCACUUCUGGAACAAUCCCACUUUCAACGAGAUCGGCAAAGUCCUAGGAACGGUCACCAAUAUUGAUGCCAAAAGAGUCAAAUUCCAAGUCUCCCUUAAUGCAGACAAACCAUUGCAAUUUGAGAGAAAAGUUGGCUUCCCCAAUGGAGACAUUGCUACCAUAACCCUAACCUAUGAGGGUUUGCAACGAUACUGUUUCACAUGUAAACUCCUUUCUCAUGAAGAAGCGACAUGUCCGGAACUCACAUAA